AUGCAGGGCCUGGGGUCACGCGAAUAUGAAGAUCGCGCAGAUACCUGCAGGCCCCCCGAACUCGAUCGGAUCUUGGAAAUGCCAUUGAUGGAAAAGAAACAGCGUGCCGAUCAUGAAUGGGAUCCCAGUGAUCAUUCUCCCAAUAUCUACAUAGAUAGAGAUAACCUAUCUGUAUUUUCUCGCAUCGAGUUCGGCACUACAGUUGAUUGUGUCCGCGGAGCCGUCGCCUACCGUACUGGCUUCCACGUCUGGGAAAUCAAUUGGCCACGCCAAGAUCGUGGCCCAGCAGCUAUCAUCGGAUUUGGGAAUCGUCUCGUCUCCCUCUGCAAUCCACAAUAUCGUCCUAUCCUUGGAAUAGAACCGAACAGCUUUGGAUGGAACAUCAGUCAAAAUGUCACCAUCACCCAAGGAGGCAAAAGAACUCCAUACCCACAUGGAUUGGCCCGGGUUGGACCAAAUUACACAGUCGGCGACACUUUCUACUGUAUCCUCGAUUUGAACGAGGGCACAAUGGCAUUCGCGACUGAUACCCAAUACUUGGGUGUAGCCUAUCGAGGGCUGAGAGGACCGCUGUAUUUAAUGGCUUCAUCUGAACAGACACAUUGCCAAGUCACUCUCACAUAUCGUGGUGGGCUGAAUGGGGUACGGCGUUUGGAAGAACUCUGUCGUGCACAGAUCCGUCGAAACAUUGGCCGGGGAAAUUUCAAGACGGUCGUUCAUCUCCCGUUGCCCCGUCAUUUGAGGCGCUAUAUUCUUUUUGAGUAC
This is a messenger RNA of Mesorhabditis spiculigera, 765 nucleotides long. The record is from the annotation of a GenBank genome assembly. NCBI's taxonomy places the organism in Eukaryota, Metazoa, Nematoda, Chromadorea, Rhabditida, Rhabditidae.